CGGCCGCGCUACGGCGCCGUAUCUCUGCAUUCUUUUCCCAUACUCAAAACUUUUUAAGGCCGCCGUAACGGGGCCUUAGGGCGCGCGCCGCUCCAAGGCGGCCGCGUCUCAGUGGCCAAUCAGGGGCAAGUUCUAGUCGGCAAAUAGGAAGCGUCGACCAAUCGCGGGAUAUAAACACUAAUCAGCUGUUGUGCGAACGUGACCCGCCGCACCCAACCUCAGUCUCUCUCACGAGUCACGGGUCACGGACGAUAAUGGAACCUCUCUCCUCACCCCCUACCAAGAAAAGGAGGCCGAACUUUUCGGAAGAGGAGCUCUUAAUGCUGAUAGCAGAGGUCUCCAAAAGGAAGGCACUGUUACUUGGGCCCCUUACAAACAGUGUGACGUUAAGAGCAAAGGACCGAGCGUGGGAGACCGUUGCAGUAGAAGUAGGUGGCGUGGGGAGGGUUAAGAGAGAGAAGGGUGAGGUGAGAAAGAAGUUCAAGGACUUCAGGUCUGAGGUGAAGAAGAAGGCAGCCAAGAUCAACAAGGAGAGGAAAAAAACAGGUGGUGGCUCACUGGAUGUUAAUGACCAGUUGAAAGCCAGCGAAGAGGCGAUGUGGUCUCUCCUUGAGCUUGAGGCCAUCGAUGGACUCGCUAAUAUUGAGGAUAGCGAAGAAUUGUCAUCAAUGGCUUCAGCAACCAUUGAGAAUGAAGAGCCAGCACCUCCCAGAACAACUAGUGUGGCAGCAUGUAAACCUCCGACGCCUCAUCCCCUCGCAGGAACCUCCCCCAAGAGGGUGGCCAUGGCUGAGUUGUAUCCAGUAUCUAGGGAUGCAAACAUAUUCCUGGAGCCUGCUACUGGUCCUUCAGCCAUCCGAGAAGUGACAGUUACAUCUGUGUCCCAAGACACAAAUCAUGUUCCUAAUGAACAUGAUUACCACAGGGAGGAGCUGAACUCUUCAAACAGCACUCCGAGACGAGGCCAGUCCGGUAGCCGUGGAUCAACCCGUGGCCAUGAGGAGACAGCAAGCCUCCAAAGAGUUAUUAAUGUUCAAAAUAAUACACAAGAGAUGCUAGAUAGACACCUUACAAGAAUAGGUGACAACCUUACCAGAAUAGGUGACCUACUAGAAAAAAUAGUUCAAGGCUUGACAGGCUAGAAACUGCAAUCCUGGGGCACAGAUAUUACCUUUAUUACCUUUCUUAUUAAAGUCAGUAGCUAUUUUAGAUCCUAAAAGUGCAAUAUAUAGUCACACAAUGCUGUGAUAAGGCAGUGACAGCGUGGAUGCAGGACUUAUCUCCGUCCCACUGCACCACAGAGGCGCUGCUCUACUGUGAUAAGAGUAAAUAUAUUUAUGAUACAAAUAAAUGUGAUAUAUAUA
This is a messenger RNA of Eriocheir sinensis (Chinese mitten crab), 1364 nucleotides long. RefSeq names its product myb/SANT-like DNA-binding domain-containing protein 4. The record is from RefSeq and is a predicted model, not a curated record. Bases 255 to 1142 code for a protein of 295 amino acids. Gene Ontology annotation, cellular component: nucleus. NCBI's taxonomy places the organism in Eukaryota, Metazoa, Arthropoda, Malacostraca, Decapoda, Varunidae. The transcript is spliced from 3 exons.